AUGUCCAUGACGCUUGAUGGAGAGUACAAGGCAGAUAGGGCGCUGGACGUCGAAGUCGAACAUGAACCUGUCAGAACCAGUACCCCUGCUGAUGAAGAGAAGUCGUAUCUCCGGGGACGGCGGUUGACAAGUCUCACUAUUGGACUUGCUAUUGCCGUAUUUCUCUCCUCGCUUGACGCAAUUAUCGUCAGUACCUCUCUGGCAGCCAUCGCGGAGGACAUGCAGGCUUUUGACAAGAGUAGCUGGGUUGUUUCCAGCUAUCUGACAACCUACUUCAGUUUCUUAAUAAUAUGGGCAAACUUUAGCGACCUGGUAGGACGCAAGGUUAUGCUCAUCACUGCACUCGUCAUCUUUCUUGGCUUCUCCGGUGGCUGCGGCGGGGCUCAAACUAUAUUGCAAUUAAUCAUCCUACGUGCGUUCCAAGGAGCCGGCGGCGCAGGCAUAUUCAGCAUGGUGCCCAUCAUUACAGCGGAAAUGGUGCAUCCCGACAAAUAUGCGGUGUACAACGCCAACAUGGCAUUUUCAAUCGCAUUGAGCUUUCUUCUCGGGCCGCUCAUAGGCGGUGCCCUCGUAGACCAUACGUCCUGGCGCUGGAUUUUCUACAUAAAUCUCCCCCCUGGUGCUGUCGGUAUCUUACUGGUAUGGCUUUCCAUGCCCGGUGCGUUUCCUGAUCUAUCGAUGCCUACCUCACUCUGGAAUCUCCCAAAGAAUGUCGACUUCCAUAGGAGGGUAGAUUACCCUGGUUUCGGGCUUCUUCUGGCUGCAUCCAUUUUCCUGAUUGUGGCUAUUGAAGAGGCGGCGGUGUUGUAUACGUGGGAUAAUGCCGUGGUAAUUGUGCUCCUUGUGCUGUCCUUUGUUCUGGUUUGCGCCUUUCUCACCUGGAUCUGGUUCCUUCACCGCAGCGACUCUUUCAGAGAGCCCGUCUUUCUCUGGGAAUUUGUCAAAAACAGGGUAUUUAUGGGAACGUGCCUGAUGACCCUCCUCUCUGGUGUUCCUUUGGUAACGCUCGUCCUUGAACUCCCUGGCCGCUUUCAGAUCCUCAACAACAACUCAGCCUUUGAUUCCGGCAUUCGCAUCUUACCACUGACAUUGACAAUCGCCAUAUCGUCAGCUUUGGCAGGAGGACUGACCGCUCGAGGCCGCGUACCCCCGUUGGUCGUGUUCUCCGCCGCCGCCGCAUUGCAAAUCGUCGGACUGGGCUUGCUGUACUCCGUUCCCACAGACUCACCACUGAGCGCAGCUCUAUACGGAUACCAGACCCUCAUUGGGACAGGCGUAGGCAUGAGUCUUGCAACUGCUAUAUUGACGGUCCCGUCGCUCGUUAGGGAGAACGGGAUGUUGCAAUUUCGAGUCCUCGGCGGCGCAGUCGGGCUAUCUGUUGCCACGAACUUGCUCAACAAUGCUGUUCAAGACCGACUCCAGGGCCAGAUUGGUCCUGAUGUGCUUCAUCGUAUCAUGGAAGAUAUUUCCUCCAUGGUAUCUCUCCCAGAUUCUACUCAGAUGUCUAUCAGGGAUGCCUUUGCGGAUGGCUAUCAGCGCCAGCUACUCAUGGUAUUGGGAUUUUGCGCUGCUGAGAUUUUGGCGUUGGGGAUGAUGUGGGAGAGGCCCAUGAAGAGAUAUCAAUUCUCUAAACAUGUCCACGAUGUCUGUUGUUGA
This is a messenger RNA of Aspergillus nidulans FGSC A4, 1656 nucleotides long. RefSeq names its product putative MFS multidrug transporter. Gene Ontology annotation, cellular component: membrane. Gene Ontology annotation, biological process: transmembrane transport. Gene Ontology annotation, molecular function: transmembrane transporter activity. The transcript is spliced from 7 exons. The record is from RefSeq and is a predicted model, not a curated record. Bases 1 to 1656 code for a protein of 551 amino acids. Lineage: Eukaryota; Fungi; Ascomycota; Eurotiomycetes; Eurotiales; Aspergillaceae.